Apis laboriosa (Himalayan honeybee) is the source of this 1365-nucleotide messenger RNA. It is a transcript of the gene Cdep, whose product is annotated as FERM, ARHGEF and pleckstrin domain-containing protein 1. The transcript has 9 exons. Lineage: Eukaryota; Metazoa; Arthropoda; Insecta; Hymenoptera; Apidae. Bases 1 to 1365 code for a protein of 454 amino acids. Gene Ontology annotation, cellular component: cytoskeleton. Gene Ontology annotation, molecular function: cytoskeletal protein binding; guanyl-nucleotide exchange factor activity. The record is from RefSeq and is a predicted model, not a curated record.
AUGAACGAUAUAGAAAGUAUAAGCAUGAAAGGCAGUGGAGGAUCUAAAAUGCCUCAUAGUCAUUCAACUCCAGCAGGUGUAGAUGGAGGUAGUAGAACUCCUCCUACGACACCUAGGAAAGCUGGUAAAAUGCUUGCUGUUCGUGUACAGAUGUUAGAUGAUACAAUUACAAUGUUUCAAGUUCAGGCAAAAGCUUUAGGAAGAGUAUUAUUCGAUCAAGUUUGUAAGCAGUUACAUCUUUUGGAAGCUGAUUAUUUUGGUUUGGAAUAUCAAGAACUUAAUGGAACAAAAUAUUGGUUAGAUUUAGAGAAACCAGUUUGUAGACAAGUUGGAUUAUCUUUAAUAGAUCCGUUAUUAAGAUUUUGCGUUAAAUUUUAUACACCUGAUCCAGCGCAAUUAGAAGAAGAAUUUACAAGAUAUUUAUUUUGUCUUCAAAUUAAAAGGGAUUUAGCUCAAGCUUUGUUACAAUGCAACGAUAAUACAGCAGCUUUAAUGGCGAGUUAUAUCGUCCAGGCUGAAUGCGGCGAUUAUGUGAUAGAGGAUUAUCCAGAUCAUACAUAUUUAUCAACUUACAAAUUUGUGCCUCAUCAAGAUCAAGAACUAGAACGUCGUAUUAUGGAAAAUCAUAAAAAACACGCGGGUCAAUCGCCAGCAGAAGCGGAUCUUAAUCUGCUAGAAACAGCACGUCGUUGUGAAUUGUACGGAAUGAAAAUGCAUCCGGCUAAAGAUCACGAGGGUGCAUCGCUCAAUUUGGCAGUAGCACAUAUGGGAAUAGUAGUUUUUCAAAAUUUCACUAAGAUAAAUACAUUCAGUUGGGCUAAGAUCAGAAAAAUCAGUUUUAAAAGAAAACGAUUUUUAAUUAAACUUCAUUCAGAGGGUUACGGUUAUUACAAAGAUACCGUGGAAUUUUUUUUCGAAGGACGCAACGAGUGUAAAAAUUUUUGGAAAAAAUGUGUAGAAAAUCAUGGAUUUUUCCGUUGUUCAGUGGUGAAACGAGUGGUACGACAAAAAACGCGUGUUCUCAGCCGUGGCUCAUCAUUCAGGUAUAGCGGAAAAACUCAGAAACAAAUCGUGGAAUUUGUACGGGAUAAUUACGUGAAGAGGCAAACGUUUCAAAGCCUUGGAAACCCCAGCUCUGUCUCUAUCAUGCGGCUCGAUGACACUGGAUUCUCCGACGACUGUGACGAGUGUCUCGAUGGGAGGGACGAUUCACCGUCGCGAAGACACAGCUACAUCGUUUCGGACGCUUACCUCCAUCGACGUCCAUUCCCCGGCCACGCCCAGCCAGGUCCCAGCACAGCGGCAGAUGCUUGUUGCCAGCAGCCAGCAGCGGAUUUCAUCAGCAGGUCGUAUCAGCCCCUCUAA